This is a messenger RNA of Drosophila kikkawai, 6345 nucleotides long. RefSeq names its product protein strawberry notch-like. Gene Ontology annotation, biological process: regulation of DNA-templated transcription. Gene Ontology annotation, cellular component: nucleus. Lineage: Eukaryota; Metazoa; Arthropoda; Insecta; Diptera; Drosophilidae. The record is from RefSeq and is a predicted model, not a curated record. Gene Ontology annotation, molecular function: histone binding; chromatin DNA binding.
GUCAGUUUGCUGCCACACUGCAUCCGUCUCGCACAGUUGGACAUUUUUCGUGUAUAAAAUCAAGCAAAAAUACGAAUUAAGACGAAACCGUGUUUAUCUUUGGCAUGCAAGCGGCUCUAGCCCCGGCGUUCCGAUUUCAAAUAACUAGUGCAAGUACCAUUAUUAAAGUUGCAAAGAGCACAAAACCAACAACUGCGUGCACAGACACAUUGUAAAAGAACAAAAAAAGAGUGAAGACAACGCGGUGCCGUUCGUUGUUGGCAUGUUACGUGUUUUUUCGGCAUUUCUAGCUUCCUUUUCGCUUCCUUUCUCCUUUAUUUUGUUGUUGCCGCCUUAAUUUUUGUUCCUGUGACCGCUGUGAUUGCAACGCAACAAAUACAACAACAAAAGGCUGAACGCAGGACGAUACCGCGUGCACGGAGGCGAGGCAACAACACACACACGCGGACAAAACUCACAACUACAAUCGCAUUGCAGUCCGCCCUCCGCCGCACCGCGCGCCCAUCACAAAUCGUGUUGAAAUUUAUUGCGGAGUAUUUUUCGCUGCAUUUGCUGACUGGCUGGCCGCCCAUCGGUUUGCUUCCUUUCGCACACACCGCCGCGCUUCAGCUCCACGGUCCCAAAAGCGAGCAAUAAGAGCGAACAGCAGAAGAAGCAGUAGAAACUGUAAAAAAAAACAGCAAAGACGUUGGCGAAGAGGAGUUGGAGUUAAAAAACAAACAAAAGAACGGACAGAAGAAGCCCUCGGAGAAAAAAAAAAGUGGGAAAACGCGUGUGCCUAGUGCGGUUGCACAUUUUUUUUUCGUGCUUGACAACAACAUUAAUAGUGGCAGCAGACGUCAAACAGCAAAGACGACGAAACAACAGUUAACUGAAGCAAUUGAAGAAACAUCACAAUGACAUCAAAAAAGCGCAAAACCCCCUUUGACGACGACGACGAUAUUGAUGAGGACGAUUCAGGCUCUGAUUUUGAUGAUGACGAGGAUCCAGAUCUAAUAGAAGUGCCCGGUGGCGGUCGCGAUCUAAACACUGCUGUUACCUACGCCCAAAACAUACGCAGCGGAGUGGGCGUGACCAAGGGCCAAGCACCUACCCCUCCUACAGCUGCGUCUGGCUUACCCACAAUAACCAACAAUUCCACCGUUGCCCCGAAAAUUGUUAUAUCCCAGAAUAAUAUUAAACCGAUAUCGCUGUUACGCAUCAACAAUAAUAACAACAACAUCAUCAGUGGCAGCAGCAGCAACGGUAAUAAGAUAAUAACAACAAUAACAGGCGGAGGAGCGGCAACGCUGGUAAAGGGAACGCCAGGAGUGGUGGGUACAGGAGCGGUAACAGGAGGCGUAACCACAGCGGCGACAGCGAAAAUAGGAGGCGUGACUUUGGGCGGAAAGAUCACACCGAUACCGACGGUAAUAGCCCGGAAAGUGGGAGGAGGAGGACUAGAGAAUAGCCUAAACAAUAUGCCAAAGAAACUGAAUAAUGCGAUAACGGCCAUGGGCAGUCCCGCCGCAAGGAGCAGCAGCAGCAGCAACAGCAGCAGCAGCAGCGGCUUUGGGUCAGGUGGUGGAUCCAAUACCACCAGCAAUUACCUGAACAGCCUGAGCACCAACGAACUGAUGAAUUUGGCCGCCUAUGUGGCUGCCAAGGGCAGCAGUUCACCAUUACCCCCGCCACCGUCUACAGCCGCCAAUUCUGUGCGGAAUUCACCUGGCGCUGGCGGUGCCUUCUUUGACGGCAUAAGAGGAGGAGGAGGAGGAGCGACCACAUCAGCCUCUGCUGCUAAUUUUAAUAUGGCCGCGUCUUUAUUGGCGCAGAUGAGCUAUGGAGGUGGCGUAGGUGCCAUACGGCCAUACAAGGUGACCGCAGGAGCACCAGGAACCGCCAUUGUUGGCAACACCGCCAACAAGCAGCAGCAGCCAACAGCAGCUGGAGGAGGAGGAGCAUCACCAGCUGGUGGCAUGAAGGGCAACGUCACCAUGAUGGAGGCCGUGCGCAAGCUGAUCGCCUUGAAUCCCCAAUACCUGACAAGCGGCAUACCAAAUGAUGCAAUCCAGCUUUUCUUGCAAACGACGAACCAAAGGGCACAGACGACGCCAACGAUGUCGCAGAUGCCGGUGACGGCCAGUGCCGCGGCAGCAGCAGCAGCGGCAGCGGCAGCCCAUGCCUCAGCCGUCGCCUUUGGCCAGCAGGAGGAGGACGAGGUGGACUACGAGGAGAUGGGAGUGGCUGAAACCUAUGCCGAUUAUUGGCCAGCCAAAUUGCGCCUGGGCAAAAAGCAUCCCGAUGCCGUGGUGGAGACCGCCUCCCUUAGCUCCGUGGAGCCCUGUGAUGUCUAUUAUCGUCUGGAUAUACCACAGGAGACGAUCAAUAGCGGGCAGCUUAGCGCUUUGCAAUUGGAAUCCAUAACGUAUGCCUCCCAGGCCCAUGAUCAUCUCCUGCCCGACGGCAGUCGUGCGGGUUUCCUAAUUGGAGAUGGUGCUGGUGUGGGCAAGGGACGCACUAUUGCCGGCAUCAUCUAUGAGAAUUUCCUGAAGGGCAGAAAGAAGGCUUUGUGGAUAUCCGUGUCUAAUGAUCUCAAAUACGAUGCUGAGCGCGAUCUGGCCGAUAUAGGAGCCACGCGGAUCUCUGUCCAUGCGUUAAACAAGUUCAAAUACGCCAAGAUCAGUUCGCAGGUGAACAACAAUUGCAAGCGCGGCGUCAUCUUUAGCACUUACUCGGCGCUGAUUGGUGAAUCGAACAACAAGACGGGCAAGUAUCGUUCACGCUUUCGCCAGCUGUUGCAGUGGUGCGGCGAGGAUUUUGAGGGUUUGAUCAUCUUUGAUGAGUGUCACAAGGCCAAGAAUCUGUGCCCAGUGGGUUCCGGGAAGCCCACCAAGACAGGUCAAACUGUGUUGGAGCUGCAACAGAAGCUGCCCAAGGCUAGGGUGGUGUAUGCCUCUGCCACGGGUGCCUCGGAGCCCAAGAAUAUGGCGUACAUGGUGCGUUUGGGUUUGUGGGGACAGGGCACAGCCUUUGGUGGCUUCAAUGACUUUAUCACAGCUGUGGAGAGACGUGGCGUUGGCGCCAUGGAGAUUGUGGCCAUGGACAUGAAACUGCGCGGCAUGUAUAUAGCCCGACAGCUAAGCUUCAAGGGCGUCAGCUUUAGGAUCGAGGAAGUGCCUCUCACCAAGGAGUUUCGCAAGAUCUAUGAUCAAUCCGUGGAGCUUUGGGUGGAGGCCAUGCAAAAGUUCACCGAGGCGGCGGAACUCAUUGAUGCCGAGAGCCGCAUGAAGAAGACCAUGUGGGGACAGUUUUGGUCAUCGCAUCAGCGUUUCUUCAAGUAUCUGUGCAUUGCCGCCAAGGUCAAUCAUGCCAUUCUGGUGGCCCGCGAGUCCAUCAAGUAUGGCAAGUGUGUGGUCAUUGGUUUGCAGUCGACGGGCGAGGCUCGGACCUUGGAUCAAUUGGAGCGGGAUGAUGGCGAGCUAACUGAUUUUGUGUCCACAGCCAAAGGCGUCUUUCAGUCCUUUGUGGAGCGUCACUUUCCAGCACCGGAUCGCAAUAGAAUCAAUCGCAUUCUGGGCCUCUACGAUGACUCCUCCUCGCCGCUGGAGUCGUCUUCCUCCUCCAACAACAACAAUAGCUCUGCCAUGGCAGGCAGCAAGCGUAAGGGUGUGGGGUCUACCAAUGGCAAGGCGGCCAAGAAGCUCAAGAAACGCAGCAGCGGCAGUGAUAGCGAUGAGGAUACAGAUACCACUAGCAGAAAGCAAAAGCGUAGAAAGAACAGUGACAGCGACGAUGGACACAAUAGUGAUAAUGCUGCCGCCUUUCGCAGCAGCGAUGCCGAGGAGGAUGACGAUGAUGAGGAGAAUGAAGAGACCGAUGAGGAUGAGGACGAAGACGAGGAUAGUGAUGAUCAUCAUGGGGCCGAUAGCGAUGUGGCCAGCGAUGCCAGUUCCGAUUUCAAUCCCUUCUUCAGUGGCAGCGACAGUGACAUUGAUCCCUGGGUAAAUGCACGUAGCAAAAAGUCCUCCUCCGCCAAAAAGGUAACCAAGAAGAAGACCAAAAAGAAGGUGAAAAAGGAAACCAAAAGCAAGAAGGAGAAGGAUACAGAGGCCACCUCCUCUUCAGCCAAGACAAGUACCACCACCACCGAUGCCAUGUCCGCCGCUGUGGCCGCUGCUUUAAAUGCCGCCAAAACUCGAAAAUCCCAGCUAUCCACGCAGGACAAAAUCCAGGAUCUUUUGCAAAAGAAGCAAGAGCUCAAGGGCACUGUAACCCCCAUUGGGGUAAAUGGUGUCAAGAUGAACUAUGGGCCACCGCCCAAGGAUGCCAUCGAGCGUGCCUGCACCAUGAAGGAGGAACUUUUGCGUAAAAUUGAACGUUUAGGCUCUCGCCUCCCACCAAAUACGCUCGAUCAGUUGAUCGAUGAGCUGGGUGGCCCCGACAAUGUGGCCGAGAUGACGGGCCGUCGUGGUCGCGUGGUGCAAAACGAUGACGGUUCCAUACAGUACGAGUCACGCAUUGAAUCUGAUGUGCCGCUGGAAACGCUAAAUAUCACGGAAAAGCAACGCUUUAUGAAUGGCCAAAAGGAUGUGGCCAUUAUUUCAGAGGCAGCCUCCAGUGGUAUCUCUCUCCAAAGCGAUCGUCGUGUGUUUAAUCAGCGGCGUCGCGUGCACAUUACGCUGGAGCUGCCCUGGUCAGCCGAUCGGGCCAUACAGCAGUUUGGACGCACACAUCGUUCCAAUCAGGUCAAUGCCCCCGAGUACAUCUUCCUCAUCUCGGACCUGGCCGGCGAGCGACGCUUUGCCUCCACGGUGGCCAAACGUUUGGAAUCGCUGGGUGCCCUCACCCAUGGCGAUCGUCGUGCCACCGAGACCCGUGAUCUCUCCCAAUUCAACAUAGACAACAAAUACGGCCGCCAGGCUCUCGAAACAGUGAUGCGUACAAUAAUGGGCUAUGAGACGCCUCUGGUGCCACCGCCCACGGAUUACAGUGGCGAGUUCUUCAAGGACAUUGCCGGGGCCUUGGUGGGCGUGGGCAUAAUCGUGAAUAGCGAGAGUCAUCCUGGAGUGCUCAGCCUGGACAAGGACUACAAUAACAUAUCAAAGUUUCUCAAUCGCAUCCUUGGCUGUCCGGUGGAUCUGCAGAAUCGUUUGUUUAAAUACUUUACCGACACCAUGACGGCCAUCAUACAGCAGGCGAAGCGUGGCGGUCGCUUUGAUCUGGGCAUAGUUGACUUGGGUGCUGCUGGGGAGAAUGUUACCCGCGUGCGUCUCAUACGAUUUGUGCGGAAACAUGCCACUGGAGUGGCGCCCACAGAGCUGCAUACGGUGCGGGUGGAACGCGGCAUGAUCUGGCAGGAGGCCAUGGAUAAAUAUGCCGAUCUCUUUAAUGAGAAUGAGGGCUUCUAUCUCUCCCAUCAGUUGCGCAAUCAAAAGCGCACUGCCAUCAUGGUGGUGAUCUUGCCCAGCAAUUCCACAAAUAGUGGUAGCAGCAGCAGCAGCACCACCGGAGAUUCUGAUAAUCUCAAAAAGAAGAAGGCGUCGCGCAGCAAAAAGGAGAUCAUGUGCCAGAUCUACAGACCCAAUACGGGGCUUCAAGUGCGUCAUGAGUCGCUGUUUGAGCUGGAGAAGAAGUAUCGCAAGGUGCAAAUGUCGGAGGCGGAGCCACAUUGGACAGAGCAGUACGAUGCCUCGGUGAAUACAUGCUCGCAUGCAUAUUGGAAUGGCAAUUGCCGGAAUGUGAGCCUGGGCAAUGAUUGUGAGGUGGGCUUGCGUCAGCGCUUGUACCAUGUCCUGGCCGGCUCUGUGCUCUCCGUUUGGGGUCGCGUUGAGCAUAUACUGAAUACACGUUCCAAUAGCAAAAUGCAGGUGAUACGCAUGAAGACCACAGACGAUGAGAAAAUUGUGGGCACUCUGAUACCCAAGUCGUGCUUCGAGACGUUAAUGAAUGAUCUGCGCAGCGAUUCCGAGAAGCAAGAGGAGUUCAACUACUGAGCGUGUGAUUUUUGCUGCUAAUUCGUAUCCUUCCAGAGAGAGAUAUAUAUAAAUAUAUAUAAAUAAUAAUUUAACUAGGCUUUAAGUUAGACAUACAUAGCGUAUAUAUAUGUAAAUGGACACAGCAAGAAGUGAAGAGCGGAUGAGAAAAAGCCACAAUAACCUUUGUUUUUCCUUGAAAACACCAAGAUAUUGUAAACCAGACGAGGAAUAUCAAGAAAAAGAAAGAAAAACAGCAGAAAAACAAAAAAUGUAAUGUGAAAUGAAAACGCUUAUUAAAAUGGACUUUUCUCAAUGAUUUCUCUACGAUUAAUUCUAGUUACGAGUUAUGUUUAAAAACCACUGAAUAAACCGCCACCCUUGUAAACUA